Molecule: messenger RNA, 3604 nt
Organism: Gymnodraco acuticeps
Lineage: Eukaryota; Metazoa; Chordata; Actinopteri; Perciformes; Bathydraconidae
Gene: lpcat2
Product: lysophosphatidylcholine acyltransferase 2
Exons: 14
Coding region: 199-1767 (522 amino acids)
Cellular component (GO): endoplasmic reticulum
Molecular function (GO): calcium ion binding; 1-acylglycerophosphocholine O-acyltransferase activity
Source: RefSeq, a predicted model, not a curated record
GACUCGGACCCCGCUGCGACCACGUUGGAGGCGGAGCCUGAGACCGUCUGGUUCCGCUGCUCUGCGGUCGCGGUCGCCCGUAGGAUCGUCUGAUAUGAGGAGAAAUGUGAGAGCAAACACUCCGAUGAGGAAGUGAAAUGAUAACAUAACGGCGCCUCGACUAAAGCAUUUGCCUAUUUCUUCGCUCUCUGGAUUGCAAUGCCGCCGCUGCGAGUCUUCACCCUGCCGAGGCAACAGUCCCUGCUGCUGCCUGCGGUCAUCAACCCGUUCGUGCAAGACACCAAACUCUCCAAAGCAGCUAUCAUUAAAUGUGUCCUCCUGGGGAUCUUCCUGGUCCCUAUUCGCGCUGUCCUUGUGUCCCUGGUUCUGAUGGUGACAUGGCCAGUGGCUUUCUUAAUAACCUUCAACCAUCCUGUGAAAGGAGCCGAACCAAUGACAGGAUGGAGACGGAUCAUGUGUCGGCGAGUGAUGGCCGCCCUGGGGAGGGCAUACUACUUCUGCAUGGGCUUCAGAGUGGUGAUCAAGGGCAGGCAGGUGGACAGCAGUGAGGCCCCCAUCCUGGCUGUAGCCCCCCACUCCACCUUUUUCGAUGGGAUAGUGUGCAUCGUUGCAGGCCUGCCCUCCACCGUCUCACGAGUGGAGAACCUGGCUACACCCAUCUUUGGCAGGUUCGUGCGCUGUCUUCAGCCGGUGCUUGUGUCCAGGAAGGACCCCGACUCCAGGAAGAAUACAAUCCAGGAAAUCGAGAGCAGAGCCAAGUCAUUGGGACACUGGCCACAGGUUCUGAUAUUUCCAGAGGGAACCUGUACAAAUCGCUCCUGUCUCAUCACUUUCAAACAAGGUGCCUUUAUCCCAGGGGUCCCUGUGCAGCCUGUGGUUAUGAGAUAUCCCAACAAACUGGACACAGUGUCUUGGACUUGGCAGGGUUUCAGCUCGAAAACGCUGCUGCUGCUAACUCUGAGCCAGCUGUACACCACAGUAGAGAUAGAGUUCCUGCCGACACAUAUCCCCACAGAGGAGGAAAAGAAAUGCCCUCCUCUGUUUGCUAGCAGAGUGCGAGACAAAAUGGCCCAGGCUCUGGGAGUUCCAGUGACCGACCACACGUAUGAAGACUGCCGCCUGAUGAUCUCAGCCGGUGAGCUAACGCUGCCCAUGGAGGCCGGCCUGGUUGAGUUCACCAAAAUUAGCCGUAAACUCAACCUGAAGUGGGACAUCGUGAAGAAGGAGCUGGAGGGCUUUGCGUCCAUGGCCACUUCUUGUAAAGGAGGACGGAUAAACAUCGAGGAGUUUGCCUCCUUCCUGAAGCUACCUGUCAACCCGGCCCUCGAGGAGCUGUUCGCACUGUUUGACAGGAACGGAGAUGGCACCAUAGACUUCAGAGAGUACGUUAUCGGCGUGACCAUCUUGUGUCGACCGGCCAACACCGAAGAUGUGCUUCGCAUGGCUUUUAAGCUGUUCGAUACGGACGAGGAUGAGAGAAUCACCCGGGAGGAGUUCACUGCUCUGCUGCGCUCAGCUCUGGGUGUGUCCAACAUAAACAUGGCCAAACUCUUCAAGGAGAUUGAUGCUGACGGCUCCGGUUUCAUCACCUUCAAUGAAUUUCAAAGCUUUGCCAUGAGCCACCCGGAGUACGCCAAGCUCUUCACCACUUACCUGGAGCUUCAGAGAUAUCAAGCAAUCCAGGAGGCGAAUCCAGGCGAACUGGAGUUGUCCGGUCAGAUUUCAGAUAUACAGGAAGAGAGCACCUCUGACAAAAAAGAUGACUGAGACUCUCCUUGACUGCACUGAGAGACAAAACACUGUAUCCACUGCACUGAGAAAAAAAACAAGCAAAAUCUGCCCUCUGACUUUUAUCACACUCAUGUCAUCCGCCACAGCAGAGCCAUAUUAUAUAAUAGGUCAUGUGCUUGCCUUUUUAUAGAUGGUUUAGAGUGCUUCUAUUUUCAAUUUUAGUGCCUUAUAGAGAUUUCAAAGAAUCACUUCCCCAAGUCACUGCACAAAAAUGUCGUAUUGCAGAUGUAUCAUCCUUAAAGUGUUAUGUGUGGUUAUCUGUAUAUCAGGAAAGAAACAAAUGAAAAUCUAGUUCUAGGAUAAUUUAAAAAAAAGUCCAUGUUGGCACGGAUCAGUGUUCUAACUUUUUAAACCCUGCAAUCCUCUAACGUUAUUGAAAGUGUUUUAUGAUAUAUUUAACUGUCUCACCCUGUUUUUGACUUAGAUACACCUUUCUUUGUAGCCUGGGCUUACCGUUACUUGGACAUAGAUGAAUAUAGUGUUGUGUACCUUCUCCUUUGUCUUUGUGAUCCUCUGUAUAAGAGUAAAAAAUAUUGCCAAACCAACACCUUUUUAAAUAUAAGCAAAGAGUCCUUGUUCCUCUGUGUUGCAGUAUAAUUAGUGUACAGUAAGCUUUAUUAAGAUCUUUGCAAUCUGGCAACCUGCAGAUGUUCCGUAUUAAAACUAUGUCUAGGAAGAGCAUACAUGCUGUGCAUUACACUUUUUUCCAGUGCUCAGGGACACAGACCUUGUUUAAUUAGCCAGAGGUUUGCUUUGCAUGUGUAUCUAUUUGCAUUUCUACUGAAGACUGUAGUUGCUGAGACAGCAGCACGUCUACGCAGCUUUAAGUGAACUAAAGCCAAGCAACCACUGAAAAUAGGGCAAUUUGUGAGCAAAAAGGAAACAGUGCUUCUCCACAACAGCAUAUCCCAGCGGGGUGUGCUUUCAGAUUAACUAGCGGCACUGUUAUUUAUUUAGCAAGGUGCGUUGCAAUUAUGUGAUUUCUUUUUUGUUAACACAGCAAAGUUUGCUUUUUAAAUAAAACAAGAAUGCAAUUUUAAUAUUGCCUCGGUUUUUAUGUUUACAACACAGGGAACUUGUAAUGACUUCUGUAGGCUUUGCUUAUAAUGAGGCUGUUUACAAUUAAGGGGCUACAUCUGUACCUUUAGUUCUCUAAACCACCACCAGGUGCCAGUAGUGACCUGCAACAAUUAAUAUGUUGUUGUUCUGCUUGUGAGCGCCUCUUUGAGUUUUAACCCUUUGUCAUUUUGGCCUGUUCUUUAAAUUAAUGGUAGAGCUAAACAAUAAAGGAAGUUGGGUUUGUAAUGCACCAUGUAUUAGUAAGGGUUAAAUAUUCUGCAAGUGUGCGUGGAAAUGUUACAUUAAUCAUGAAAAACAAUUACUUACUGAAAAGAAAAAAUUCAUCUUGAAUUUUUUUUUCAGUAAGUUCAUAUUUCAAGAAAUAUAUUUUAAAAUGGGGUUUAAUUCAAAUAAACCUCAGCAAUAUCUUUACAAAAGUCAUUUGCUCUGACUGUUGUGCUAUAUUUUCUACUGUUUCACCAUUGCAUUUGUUCAUUUGACCUUUCUGGGCUCCUUUCUGUUUUCAUCACAGCUGAGGAAAUAGACUGAUUCUUGAAAUGGUGCAGUAUGUGUGUGAAAAUGUUUUAUCUUUAAAGAAACAUCUAAUGGCUAUAAUGAAUGAUAUUUGAAAAACAAUGUACUGUGAUGUGUUGUUUAAGAUUAUGCAAGUUUAACUUUGUUUUCAUAUACUAAAAGGCAUGUCAUCACAAAUCACAUGUAAAUAAGUGUACAAAGAAUAAACAUUUUCAUCUGA